CGCAGCAUGGCUCCCAGGGGGGCAUAUGCAUGUACCCCCGCACAUUUGAUGGGGCCCACGUGUUGGGCACCCAGCGCCACGUGUGGGCAUGUGCGUGCAGAUGGUCCCACAGGUUGGGGGGCCGGGAAGCCGCAUGCGUGCAAGUGUACACAGUGGUGUUUGGGUUUGCACGCCCACGUAUGUGUGCGUGCACAUGAAUAGGGCUGGUGCGGCAGGGGCUGGCUAGGUAUGAGCGUGGGGUUGUGCAUCUACUGCAUGGCUGCUCUGGCACAGAGCAGCCACCACCCACAGCUGCCGCCUGCCCACACACCCUGCUCUGAUGUGGGGCAGCUGUAAUUACUGUGCCAAGGCUCCCUGCUGCAGCAGUGCCCACAGCACUGGGGCCUCCUGCAGCUACAAAAUCCCUGUGAGCUCAUUUGUGGUGCUAAUUAAUCCCACUCCCCCCAGGGACUUCCCUGCCUCCUGUCACACCAUAAGGCUAGAGGGGCUGGGAGAUGGCUGCAUCGAUGCCCCCCACCGCGCAAUCACAAAGUGCCACCAGCUUGUCCCUGGGUGCAAGCUGGGAGCUCCUCUUUGCUGCAGCAUCUUCCACAAUGCAACUCCAGCCAGGCAUGGAGCAGUGUUGGGACCCACGUUGGGUGAUGCUGUGCCCCAUGCUGCUGGAGAGGAAAUCUUCCUCCCUGGUCUCAGCCCACCCCAUCUUCAGCCCUUCUGCAGCCUGGGAUCAUGUCUACCUGCACUGAGACAGAGCCCAACCUGUUUGCUGUUGCUCUCCCCAUUUUACCCCAAGCCCAUCUUCCCUUGGCCCUGCACCCAAAGUCCCUUCUUGGCUUCUGUGCAUCCCAAGUCCAUGCACUGCUCCCCUUCCCUCCUGCACCCUCACAGCUCUCCCACAGCUCAGCCACAGCAGCACACACAUACACGAGCUUGUGAGCUAGACAGACCUGGGUUUGAAGAGAAAUUGAGGGAAGGUAGGAGAACCAGCACCAGCUCUGCCAUGCCCUAGCCCUGAGCAGAACUGCUGCGAGGACACAUCUCACCCUUGGCUUAUCAAAGAGGUUUUCUCAUGUGGGUGAAAGAAAGGGGCAGGGUCCCAGCUGGUCCCAGCCCUCUGGGGUCCACUGACCUGGUGUGGGAAGGGCCUGGAAGCAUUUCUUGUUAAGCUGGAGCCUGCAGAGUGGGGAUGGGUGAGGCAACAUGCCUUCAACACUUGACCCUCCAUAGCCAGGUCUCCACAUGGGUUUGGGUCCAUCUCUCCACAGCCAUCACUGCACCACUGCUCCCUGCGUGUGGCUGGCACACAGCCAUCAGGACACAUUUUUGAAGCCAGGGACUUGGCUCGAUGGUGCAGCAGCUGCAUGCAGCUCCCCCCCCUUGCAGAGCCACGGGGUUGCUGAUGUCAAAGCGGCAGACGGUGGAGAAGGUGCAGAAAGUCAGCUUGACCAUAUCAGCCUUCAAAGAUGGGCUGCAGGAGCAGCCGGCGGCGCGGCAGCAGACAGAGGCUGGGGGCACGUGCCGAGGGACACUGGAGCAGACGGUUCAAGAGGGAGAGGAGGAAGUGCCCACAGGGCCCUCGCAGCUGGAGGAGGGCAGUGCCAUCAAGGCUGCAUGGGAGCAGCUGUGGGAUGGCCAGGCUGUGGAGCCAAAGGAGUUUGACCGAGCCAACAGGUUCACACCACCCGCCUUCAUCCGGCCGCAGCAGGAGCUGCAUGAUGAUGAGCCACUGGACAUCAGCUUGGAGCAGCGGGAGCAGGAGAACAGCUGAGCAUGGAGCAGGGGUAGGAGGGAGGAGGCCAGGGCUGGAGACACGCAGGGGGUCUGCAAGCAUCCAUGGUGCCCACUGGGCAGUGACAGCCUCCUCGGUGUUGGCUGUGUGCCUCCAGAGGCUGGAGGCAGAAGCACUGCUCUGCGUGUUUGUCCAUGCAAGCCCUAUGGACCAGCCUGACCACCCACACCUACAACACUCACAGUCUAGCUAUCUGCAACCCCAUAGCUUAUCCAUGCACACCUGUCAUCCUACAGCCCAACCACACCUGCAACCCUACCCAACCAUCCACCCACAACUACAAGCACACAUCCCAGCCAACCUACAACCUUACAGCUUUUCUGUCCAUGCCUACAACCAGCUAACCCACAGAUCAAAACUUCCAUCCACUCACACCCACAGCCCUAUAGUCCAGCCAGCAGUGGAUGGACUAUGCAUGGACACAGUCCAUCCAUACAUAUGGCUCUACAGCCAUAUACUUUCUUCCUAUGGACCCAUACCCACUCCUCUAACCCUAUCUGGCCAGAAAGCCAGCCAUGACCCCACCACACACCUGUUGACUGUGCCACCACCUCAAAAACCUGCCCUCCCAUCCCCUUGACACCCCUACACCCAUCCCCACCUGUGAUGUGGUACCCCCAUGUUGGGGAGCACCCACACUGCCUCUCUGAGCAGGGUGCUGAGCCGCAGCCGAUCAUCGCUCCGCUGAUACUCAACGAUGAGAUGUGUGAGAUCUGUGAGGUGUGGACAGCCGAGAGCCUCUUCCCCUGCCGCAUCUGCAGCCAGGUGUACCACAAUGGCUGCCUGCACCACAUGGGCUACCUGCAGAAUGACAGUACCAUGGAGGUGAUGGAGACUGCACAC
This is a messenger RNA of Anas platyrhynchos (mallard), 2629 nucleotides long. NCBI's taxonomy places the organism in Eukaryota, Metazoa, Chordata, Aves, Anseriformes, Anatidae. The record is from RefSeq and is a predicted model, not a curated record.